AUGCUCUAUUUUCUGCUUGCAUCCUACCUCAACGCAUCAACGAGUCAAUAUCACAGAAAUAUGCAGCUUCUCUACACGGUUUACUUGGCAAUGUACCAAAUUCAUGCGACAAGUCGACUCAUUCAAUUGUUGGCCAAUUUCAAAUACGAAUACGAGCUGGGUAAGUAUAUAGGAAUGACGCAGAGUGCCCUAAUCAACUCAUUAGGAUCGGAAGAUAACGAUAAAAAGCGAAAAACUCUUGAGUGAUUACUAGAAACUCUCAGAAACGUUCGAGGCACGUUCAGUUCGCGUUGCACAGAUCCGAGAAAUGUUUAGUUUAUUCGAAAAAUUUUUUAUUUUGAACGGCUUUUACAGAUUUUACAAAAGCGGCUUAACGAAUAAGUGAACUUUUUAAAAUUUUUAACUUUCGAAAUUUUAUUGAAUGUUAAAAUUUGAAAAUUCCAGAAACCCGAUUCCCCGACCUUUUAAUUGUAACUUCUUACAUUCGACUGUUCAUUGCAAGCAUCGGUUAGUUGUUUCUUACUCGAAAACUUUAGAAAGUCUGUUUUCUCUGCGCUCUAGCUUUCACUUCGUACCUCCCUAUUUCUGUGACCUACCCGGUGAGAGAAAAAGAGGGCGCAGACAGGUCAGAGAGUGAAUCGUCGCAAUUGCACAAAACUUUAUUUCAAGUACAAUUUACAGCUUUCACAAUAAUCAUGGGCUUCAUAUUCGAACGCGCAUGUGCAACUUACUACAUAGGAGUCUACGAAGCAACAAGACAUGCCUGGAUUUUCAGGUAUUUUUUAUUUUUCCAUAGACGAGCAAAGUUGCAAGAAUUGAAAUUAGUUUUAUUCAACUCAAAGAUCGGCCCAAUUCAAAAAUCUAGAAAAUCAAAAUAACUACUCUGCAAACAAUUUUGACGUAAUCAGUCAAAAAACCAGAAAUAAGAAGAUUUUCCAGGCUUAUUUGUGUGCUGCUCGUGUUGAACGGGGCCGCGUCAACUAUAUUAUUUCAUCAAGGAAAAGGUUUAAGAAAAAUAUGAAUUAAAUUUUCGAGAUUUGAAUUCAGACACAGUCAAGUUGAACGCUUUGAUAUUCAUGCUCCUCGGGAAUUUUUGUGACGAUUAUCGUGAGUUUUUUUCUUAUAAUGAAAUUUCUGUCUAAGAUUUUAUAUUUCAAAAAAACCGGAAACUUUUUUUAAACGAGAAAGUGUGGAGGCUGAAGAGAGGCCGAUAUUCUCUCUUCAGCUGCCACGCUGUCUCGUUCCCAGUUAUUUCCUGAUUUUUUUAUAGCCUUUCUAUAAUUUCUUUUUGGGAAAGAUUAAAGCGACUUUCAGGCAAACAUGGUCAUCGAGCGGAUCAAUCACAAAUAUUUUCGAGAAUGUCAAGGCGAAAAAUCGGAAAAAGCUGUGAAUAUUCGUUGGCCCAGCGGUACCAGAUCUCCGAGAAUAUUCGAACUUGCAGGGUAAUCGAAAGAAGGAAUUUUUUUCUUUGAAAUAUCCCCUUUCGUUCUUUUUUUAAUUUUUCGAAUAGGUAAUUUAAGCUGAAAAUGGUAUUCAAAAGAAGCUUGAUGAAGAUUCUUUUUUUUCAAGAACAGGUGAGAAAAUUUUCGAACUUUUGCAGGUUCUCAAAUGUGAAAAUGUGUCAAAAACGAGAUUUCAAAACUGAAAUUUACUCAUAAAAAGCAAAAAAGAAGGCCUCACAACAUUUAUUUUUCUAAACUUCAAUUUUCAGACUUUUUCGCAAAUCUUCAAGUGUAUAAUUCUGUCCAACGUGACGUGUAUCGUUGCCUUGGCGUGCGACGUCUUCGUUUCGACGCCAAGGUUAAGGAAUCUCACGGCGUCGUUGUACAACGUCGCCAGCCUCUUGUAAGCUUCUACUUUGCAUAAAAACGCCUAAAGAUUAGGACGAUGAAAAAUACUUCCAAAUUGCAACGUUGAAAUAUUCAAAUCUCCGUGUUCAACUUGUACCUUGCUUAUUCUUCUACUCCUUAAAAAAUUUUCAAAUUUUUUAAAUGGGUAAUUACAAAAUUCAGCUCUUAAAAAAUAAAUUUUUUGCAAACUAAUCGUUUCUUUGGAGCAAAUUUUCAACAUUUUUCAGUUACAUCUAUUCAAUGCCUACCGUCACCGUCAUCAACAGCCCAUUAUGGCAGCAAAAGCUAGUCUGGUUGAUCAAAAAGGUGCCUUUAGGAAAUUGUCACAACGUUUUGAAAAGAGUGCCUAUGACGACUAGUUCCCUAACUGAGAAAAUUAGACUCUUUUGCGGAAAAAAAAUAUUUUUGAAAAUUGAAAUAUCCAGCUUUCGGGUUUUUUUUUCUCAUGGAGCGCACAUGUAUGUGUAAUCGCCUCAUUUUUUAGGCUUUUUCCGCCAUCCAGUUCAAAAAGCCCAAAACAGAUGGCAACCACAUGUUGACGUUUAGAAACCCGAAGCUGAUAGAAAUCAAAACCUUGCAAGAAUUCUCUAGAGAGCGCAGAUUCAUGAGAUAAUGAGCUUCAUGCGUCAUUAUUUUUUUCUUGGAAAAUAAAGAGUAGACUAUAUACUUUCUUUAAAAUCCAGUUUUUCAGCUUCACUGCUGGUCACUAUCGUCAGUCGAGCCGUCUCGACAAAUUGCAUCAACUUUCGGCCAAAACUUGCUUUUCGAACAGACAAAACACACGGAUCACUACUUUGGAAUGCUGAAAGAGGCCUGGAGCCAGCAAAUUCCGAACCGACACAAAAAUUUCAGUUCAUCGAAACAAUUUUAA
Molecule: messenger RNA, 2721 nt
Organism: Caenorhabditis auriculariae
Lineage: Eukaryota; Metazoa; Nematoda; Chromadorea; Rhabditida; Rhabditidae
Source: the annotation of a GenBank genome assembly